This is a messenger RNA of Varroa destructor (honeybee mite), 1619 nucleotides long. It is a transcript of the gene ATPsynB, whose product is annotated as ATP synthase subunit b, mitochondrial. The record is from RefSeq and is a predicted model, not a curated record. NCBI's taxonomy places the organism in Eukaryota, Metazoa, Arthropoda, Arachnida, Mesostigmata, Varroidae. Gene Ontology annotation, biological process: proton motive force-driven ATP synthesis. Gene Ontology annotation, molecular function: proton-transporting ATP synthase activity, rotational mechanism.
CUUGCUAAAUACUGACGCCUGAAAAUUGUUCUGUCACCGAGCACAACGCUGGUCUCACCGUACGUAUGUAAGUACUGACGUUGUCUACUAUUUUGAAUUUACGCGCUCUGGCCGCGCCGCAACAGAUGUUGUUGUUGGAGCAUGCAACAUUGUCGUCUGCUACCUGUGCUACGUCUGUGUUAUGGUGUCGGAAUAGAAGGGCACCAGUAAGGUCGGUAUUGCGCUGUCUGCGGACGUGAGAACGUUGCCUUGAUUUAGCUCUGUGGUUGUGGAGAAUAGCAGGUUAUCGCUAAUCAUUGUGGUUCGUUGCAAAAGUUCAUAAUGCUGUCCAGGCUGGUCAUCGCUCGAGUGGCUCCCCGUGCCAUUCUGGGAUCCCGAUGUUCUAGCUCCGUGGGCAAUCCUGGAUGUCCUCCUGGUCGUGAAAUUCUUACGGGUAUUGAAGAAGGUCCCGAGCGCGAUCUCGUGAACUUUCCCCGCCUCAAAAGGCCUCUCUACCCUGGCAAAGUCAGGAUGGGAAUAUUUCCCGAGGAGUGGUUUACAGCAUUGUAUCCGAAAACUGGAGUAACUGGCCCCUACCUGUUCGGCACGGGUUUACUUACGUAUUUGUAUUCGAAAGAAAUCUUCCUCCUUGACCAUGAGUUCUAUGUCGGUCUUACUAUUGUCAUAAUCCUUGCCACUACAAUUAAAAAAUUUGGACCCGAAUUGGCCAAGUUUCUCGAUGCCGAGAUGGACAAGGAAGAAGCCGAAAUGAAGAAAGAAGUCGACGAUGAGUUCACCUCUCACGAACAGGGCAUCAAAGAUGAAGAGCUCCACCAAUGGCAGCUGCAAAACCGCAUCCCAAUGCUGCUCGAAGCCAAAAAGGAGAAUGUCGCCCUGCAGCUGGAAACAGAGUUCCGCCAGCGUCAGUUGCAGGUGUACGAAGAGGUUAAGAAGCGCCUGGACUAUCAGCUCGAGGUUGUCAACAUUGAGCGACGCCUUCAGCAGAAACACAUGGUUGAUUGGGUUGUCUCUAAUGUUCUCAAAAGCAUCAGCGAUAAACAAGAGAAAGACGCACUGGCAAAGUGUAUUAGCGACCUCAAGAGCCUGGCGGCAAAGGCCUAAAUCUAUCUGUGUUUCCAGUCUAUAGCUUUUUCAGUCGGGGGUUAUAUAGAUGCGAGGGCAGAUUUUAUUUGGCGCAUGAUACUGCCCAUUCAUAACACUGCGAUCUGACUGGAAAAACGGAGAAGCGACCAACGUGGGUAUAAUCAAUGGACGUGAGGCUGCUCCAAAGAUCCAAUCCAAGGAAGGCUGCUCUUAGAUGACUGAACGAAUAUCACAGUCAGCACGGCAAAGUUAAUAAGCCAAGGGCUGGUGAUUCUAAAGGAGGCAGCAUUUUAUCAAGACCAACAGGAGUGUAUUCUAAAGCGGCGGGCUCACCAAGAGGUUGUUGAAAACAAAGUAAUCUACGGAAGAAUGAGCGUGUGCAGUGUGGUCUAAUAAUAAAUUUUAGCUAUCCUGUUCCAAGUAAGCAAAAGCGCUGCGUUAUUUUUCAGUAUCUAUAGAAAUAGGUAAGGAAAAACAGGUCUUAAGAAAAUUGGACACCGGUUAAUGUAGGACAUGCAAUAAAUGAGUAGCAUCCA